Messenger RNA from Trichobilharzia szidati, 2266 nucleotides. The record is from the annotation of a GenBank genome assembly. NCBI's taxonomy places the organism in Eukaryota, Metazoa, Platyhelminthes, Trematoda, Strigeidida, Schistosomatidae.
CUGCAAGCGCGGCAUUGCGAAUCUAGACGGUACUGGGGUUGUGUUUGGAAUUAGUUUACAGGAAUUAGAAUUAUAGCUAGUUCUUGCUGGACUGAAAUUAUAAACAAAUUGCGAACGUCUUCGAUGUCAGUAUUGUUCAAUGUAUCACUAACAUUGUGUCAACUGUGCAUUUAAUCACUACUGUGUCAUUUUAUCAUUAUCCUCGGAAUAGUCCAUCUGAUUCUCAGCCUUAUCCGGAUAGACACGUGAUAGACAGUUAGCCUAGCAGAAUGGACAGUGGUAGUGGCAGUGGUAGUCGUGGCGCCAGUAUACUCCCAUUGAUGAAUACACUUUUCACCAGUUCAUCGUUUGACUCCUUCGAUGCUCUCUACUCUCUGCUAUUUGGUCUUUUCGUAUUUUGUAUUAUGGCGCCGACAACAGAGUUUAUCUCAGCUGGUGUAACGCUAGAGAAUUUUUUUAAUCGAUUUCUUGGCAAUGAAAAUAUGCAUUUUGUUCAGUAUCAUCUGAAGAGAACAGUUAUGGUACGAAUAUUUUCAUCUUCAUUAAUAUUUCUUUACUUUAUGUUUAUGCAAUCGCUGUCUAAGAAUGUAGCACUAGCAGCACCAAAUACAUCAAUGCCAUUUACAAUAUGGGAUGUAAUUCUAUGGAUUGGUAUAGCCAGUUUAUCAAUUAUAGGUACACAUACUUAUCUGGUAUGGUAUGGAUCUGGUACUUGGUAUGGUCAUCCAACAAUUUUAUCUUUAAAAGAAAUCAUUACGAUGGAAUUAAGAUCUGAAAUACAAUCGUCAUCAUCGUCGUCAUCAUCAGCAGCAGAGGCAACAACAACAGCUGCAGCGAAUUCAUCGCCGUCAUCCUCCUCCUCCUCCCCCUCCUUAUCAAAUGGUACUCUUGAUACUACUAUGAAAGCUGUCAUCUCUUCAAUCAAUGCUGAAUACCAACGUCCUGAUAAAUUUGUCGCUGGACACGGAAGUUUAUCAACAAAUUGGUCAGGUCGUAGAUUUAUCGUCACUAAUUCAUGGAUACUGGCUACACGGCUGACAGAAUUUAAAAUUGUCAAACAGUCCUCAGAGAAUAUGCUUGCCAUUGUUGCUUCAGCCUUUUCUGUACUAGAUCCAAGUUCAUUGACACAAGGUGGUCAGCCAGAUGGAGAGAGUUUAGGUGAGCAGACAAUAGUGACGGUUAGAUUUGUACGUACAGAUACUGGAGUUUGUUUGCUUAGUUUUGGAUUACCUGCAUCGAAUUUAGAUGAAUUGCGUAGUAAACUUCAGUGUUCCCUUAUACGUGCACAAGGUGUUCAAUUGGAGCCGACAAUAAUCCAGCGUUUUAUUGAAGUAUUUACACAAAUUGUUGAUGAAAAUCCACCUGUUAAACUACCGGCUGAUUAUGAAUUGGAACAAUGCAUUGGUUGUAUGGUUCAUCAAGCCAAUGUUACACUGAAUCGUCAAUGUGAAACUUCUCAAACCUCUUCGACAUCUUCACCACCGGCACAAGCGGCUAAUAACAAUAAUAAUAAUAAUCAAACAGAGAGUGGUAAUCAAUGCGGAAUAUGCUAUUGUCGACCAUUAUGGUGUUUAGAAUGCCUAAUUCGUUGGUUCGCUUCACGUCAGACAAACAGUCAUCGUCCACCGAAUCAAUGGCUUUCAGGACGUGUACCAUGUCCAACUUGUCGGACAUAUUUUUGUGCUCGUGAUGUUUCACGACUUGUUAUCAGUCAGCAAUAAUCAUGUCAAUUGAAUUGAAUUGAAUCGAAUCCAUCCUGACUUCGAAGGAUGUAAAUUCUUCGGAAAAAUUGUGAUAGAUAUAUAUACGUAUACAUACGGGUGUGCUUACCGUGGUUGAUUGAUGGAUAACCCUUAUUUCCUUGCUCCUCCCUUCCCCCAUACCAUACAAUAUCUCAUUGUACACCUUAUUACACACCGUAUCUGGUUGUCUGCACACAAUUUGUAUGCUUGCACGUGUGUGUGUGUUUGUGUCUGAGUUCCUUGUCACUGCCUUACUUUCCGUUCGCUUUCUAGUAAAACAUAUCUGUCUGUGCGUGUAUACAACACCAAGACUCUGCCGAUAUGCCUUUAAUAAAUAAGAGAAGCACAUUUUUUAUACCAGUUUCAUAAAACAAAUCGUUUCUGUGUAUUUUUUCUUUCCCUCUUGUUGUUACCGCCUUUUUUGCUUUCUGUUUUGUCAAUAUUAUUAUUUAAUAUUAUAGUUAUUUUUAUUGUUAUUUAAACAAGCAAAAAAUUGUUCAAUAAAAAAGAGUAUUCAAGUAUAA